AUGAACCUUUCACUUAAUAAAUCGACGGCUGGUGCGUCAACAACUGGAUAUGCGUUACCAACAUCACCAAGCUUACAAGAUGAAGUAUUUCGACAACGAAUUACGUCUCCUCGAAUGAAUCACGAAAAUUCUACAGGAGAAAAAUCAAAUACAAUAGAUAUUCCACC
Funneliformis caledonium is the source of this 167-nucleotide messenger RNA. NCBI's taxonomy places the organism in Eukaryota, Fungi, Glomeromycota, Glomeromycetes, Glomerales, Glomeraceae. The record is from the annotation of a GenBank genome assembly.